UCAACAUGGCGCUGAUACACUCAGUAUGUAUUAACGCGUAGCCGGGUUCGAAAUGUCGAAUUCUUUACACCAGACCAGUUUUCACCGCAGCGCUUUGUAGGAUAGUGGCCCUGCAAGACUAGCAGUAAAACGUAGUAGAUAUGGCCAACGUUGAUGCAUUUGAAGAUGUUUCAUUGGAAACGGGUGACUUCGAAGAGUUUCACUAUGAGACUCAGUAUGUGGUACUGAAUUAUUUGGGAAUGGUGCCCCCGGUGUUGGAGCUAGGCUCACAGGAUGGUGACGAAUCGGAUGGGGAUAAGCCAGAUGAUGAGGAUUACACCACAAAGUCAUCGGCAGUCGGGACAGAGAAGUCUCACCAAGAGGAUCAGAGAUCGCCGAGUACACCAGACAGCCAGUUGCUUGUAGGACGGUUAGAGUUGGAGGAACCCAAGAUGACAAGUGAAGAAGAACUCGUCAGAUCAGAGAUUGAAGAGAGUUACCUGACACAUUAUAAUGCAGAUGAAAGCGAAGCAGAACAGUGCGGUGUAUCGCCGAGUUUGGAAAGUUCAGCAGGGUCAUCAAAUGUAAGUCACGGCACGCCGAUACUAAUAGUUGAGCAAUAUAUGGAGAGUAUACAAUGUUACCAUCGAGAAAGACUGGAGCGAAGAUCUAAUAAUACUAACUUAACAACCCUGGUGAUGCCGCUGAGGGAGGAGGUGUGUCAUCAUUUGGAUACUUUGGAUGAACGCAGAGGAUGCGUGUCACCAAGAAUAUGGGCACUAAGUCCCAGUUUAGAUACGCAGGAGCCCCCGCCGCCACCGAGUCCCGAAGCGAUAAUAGCCAGCAGAAUAGCAGCCAUCGGAGACCAAAUUAUGCUGGAACAUCAAAAUCAUACGGAACUUAACUCCGCUGUCAAGAAACUUCUUGGUCACAAUGGAACGUUGGAUUAUAAUGCAUUUAAAGAAGUCGCUAAAGAUAUGAUUGAUACUGAAGAGCCCUCUAGUGGUUGGCAUCAGAUUGCAUCGGUUCUGAACUUCAGUCGUCAUGUAGCACUAAGUUUGAUGAGAAAGGGACAAAGAAUUGGGCAGUUAACGGAGUAUAGCGUAAAGUUGAUAGAGGAGAAUAUGGCAAACUUCAUCGUGGAUCAAGGAGGAUGGGAGGCAGUAUCGAGGAUAAACAUUGAGGACUAUUCAUCUUCUGAUCUUUCAUAGCACCACCAGUGAAUUUUCAUUACCCAUGUCACCAUGGCCAGAAGGAACUUUGCUCACACCUCCAGUGUUUCGUAAAAGCUCUGGAUCAGAUGUCAGUGACCCUGGUAGUGGACCCCCUAGUCCAUCGUGGAAAGACUAUGGACAAACAUAUCAUAUUCCAGGGAGACCACAUCGCUUAGGAGCCAGUAAUUUACUAACACCUGGCAACUUUCGUAUGUUGCCUAGCAACCAAGGCA
Molecule: messenger RNA, 1426 nt
Organism: Saccoglossus kowalevskii
Lineage: Eukaryota; Metazoa; Hemichordata; Enteropneusta; Harrimaniidae
Biological process (GO): regulation of apoptotic process; apoptotic process
Cellular component (GO): mitochondrion; membrane
Source: RefSeq, a predicted model, not a curated record